Molecule: messenger RNA, 2525 nt
Organism: Magallana angulata
Lineage: Eukaryota; Metazoa; Mollusca; Bivalvia; Ostreida; Ostreidae
Product: adenylate cyclase, germination specific-like
Exons: 6
Coding region: 280-2151 (623 amino acids)
Biological process (GO): receptor guanylyl cyclase signaling pathway; intracellular signal transduction; cGMP biosynthetic process
Molecular function (GO): peptide receptor activity; guanylate cyclase activity
Source: RefSeq, a predicted model, not a curated record
UCACCGUGUGCUCCUCGUAAAUAUGUUUUGAUAACAGUAACUGGUAGGUAACUUGAUCGAUAACAGAUUAUAAAGAACUGAUGAGAUACCUGACAGUUUACUUUGGUCUGGUGGUAGCUGCUAGUCUGACUCUCACAUUUGAAUCAUCUAGCUUUACUGUGGUUAUGUGAAUGAUGCUGGAUACUCAUCGUCUGAUAUGCCAGCUAGAGCCCUGUUUUACUUGGACGCCCUCCUAAACGUGGCGUUUUGUUCGAAUAAACUAAUGCAAUAAACCACAGCAUGAAGUCAAUGAAAGUAAGUCCAGAGUUUCCUGCGAGGGAUGCGAAUUCACCAGUUUCCCAUAAAUCACUUUUUUCGGAGAAAGACGUUCUACAAACUCAUUACCUCCAAACCACGGGAAGUUGUCGUCGCAUAUUGGAGCACUGGAGAAUGAUCCUCGUGGUCAUCGUUCCUCUCGUCGCAAUGAUCGUCUUCUCGUCGUUCAACUUGUCAGAAGCAAUCCAGCUGAAGGAGACAACAGCGAUAGCGACUUCGCGAAUUAAUUCUGCUAGGUAUCUCACCAAAUUUAUACAGACAAUGCAGCGAGAAAGAGGGAGGUCCGCCACAUUUAUAAGCUUAAACACGAAAACGAAUGAAUCUUAUGCUGUCCUUCAAACAGCACAAAAAAACACUGACAAAGCUGCCCACAAUUUGGUGUUUGAAACUGACACGAUUACUGUGAAUAACACAAAAUUGACAAAACUCGAAAUGAUAGCUGACAUAUUAGAAAUACGACGUAAAAUAAACACAUCCUCUUUGUCUGUUCUAGAGGCCUUGGAGUUCUUUACGAAUAUAAAUAAUGCUUUAAUGGAAGACUUAUUUGUCAACAUAGACAUUCCUUCUGGGAAAAAUCUACACUCUAAGCUUAUGGUUCUGGUGUUUCUACUCCGCCAUAUUGACCUUGUUGGGUUACAGAGGGCGAGGAUUGCCUACCUAUUCACCACGUGUGACUUUAAUAGUAAAGAGAUCCAAGUAUACAAAUACAUCGAAGGAAAAGCCCAGUCUUAUCUCAGCAUUGUAUUCAACUACGAUUCCAACAUCAAAAAGGCCUACAUGGAGAACGACCUUAAUGCAGAUGAAUAUAUGGAUAAAGUCAACGCGGAACUUUGGUCAGAAAGUUAUGCUUCUGUUUGCCGAAACCAAACGGAAAGCGAGCGGUUUAUCAAAAGUGGAGAAUGGUUCAGAAAUGUAAGCAAGUUUAUUGACUUUGCCUUUGUAAUAUAUCACAAUUCGUCCGAGCUGCUGAAGAAUUCUCUGUCGACCAUCAGUGAUGAGGCAGACUUCCGGUUUGCUUUGUUUUCGUCCUUGCAGGUCAUUUUGACGUUAACCAGUUUUGUUCUAUUGGCCUGGUACAUCACAUGUGUAAACCGAAUGACUAUACGUUUGACUAAGUACGCUAACGAGAUAAAGUCAAAAACUAAAGAGCUUGCAGUAGAAAAACGUCUGACAGAGAAACUGUUGUAUCGCAUGCUACCCAUGAAAAUCGCUCUUCAACUGAAGGAGGAGGGAUUUGUACCCGCUGAAGAGUUUCCUGAGGCCUCUGUUUACUUCAGCGACAUCGUUGGAUUCACUUCUUUGUGCAGUAGAUGUCGUCCAAUGCAGGUUAUAGAUCUCCUCAACGAAAUUUACUCCCUCUUUGAUACUUGCAUUGACAAGUAUGAUGUGUACAAAGUCGAGACGAUUGGAGAUGCCUACAUGGUCACCAGCGGAAUUCCUGUUUCUAAUGGAACUGCGCAUGCGCUUCACAUCUGCAAAAUGGCUCUGGACAUCCGGAAUAGCAUGACGGACUUCAAAUCCCCCGUGCAUAUCGACGAAUUUAUCCGCAUACGCAUAGGAAUACACUCAGGUCCCUGUGUGGCGGGAGUGGUCGGCCGGAAGAUGCCCAGGUACUGUUUGUUUGGAGACACCGUCAACACCGCCUCUAGAAUGGAGUCCACAGGCGAAGCUGGGAAAAUUCAAAUGAGCUCUGCAACAUGCGACAUCAUCGAAAAAUACAAUCAGUUCCAAUACUCACCUAGGGGCCGAGUUAAAAUCAAGGGUAAAGGAGAAAUGAUGACUUAUUGGUUAGAAUCUUCUGAUCAAAGAACACGUGUCCAGCUGCUGUCAUGUUGACACACCUUUCUAAACGACCACGUCUGGCUAGCAGACGGGUGCAAAGGAUCCAGGAACGUGUGCUUGUCUACGGACAUAUGUCAUCGAUUAGAGGACAGAUAGACAGAAAGACUUAAUUAUAUACUGUGGUUUCAUCAAUAUUCGUUGAAUACCAAUUUUCGUGGAUUUCGUUCUUUAGUUGAUCCACGAAGUUUAAUUUCAUCGAAGUGCAAUUUCUAUUAACAUUUUGUAUUGAUAUGGUCAUUAGCCACGAAUUUACCUAUCCUUGAAACUGUGAUUUUCACUUCAUCCACGAAAAUUGAUACCCUUGAAUAUCAAUGAAACCACAGGAGAGAGAGAGAGAGAGAGAGAGAGAGAGAGAGAGAGAGAGAGAG